UGAAAUGAAACAAAUAUUAUAUUAUGACGCACUCAUAACCAAAACACACUAGUCUGCACUCUUGACCGUGCGUUUCCCGUGAGAAUUUCGUCGUCGACGUGACAUCGCUGAUAGUCUUUUCUUUUCUGAAUUCUAAAUUCAAAAUGAGCCAUCUGUGUUUGUUCAAACUGGCUGGAUGGAGCGCUUAGGUCAGAUUGUGGCGCUGGUUCCGAGUUGAGUUAUUUCUGUACCUCGCAAGUGGUUUAUCUAAGGGUGAACUUUACUCCUUUAAAACUGUCAAUAGAGCAAGCACUAAUCCAUUGUGCGCUCACAGACGACUGAGUUGGGAAGUUGGUAUGCAGAUAACACGCUGCCAGCCUUCAACGCAACUACAAGUGUCAGGGUUGGGAUUUUGAUGUUUGCUGUAAUAAGAUGAACAACUUUUGAGGAAGUUGCUGAUGAUCGAGUUGUUAUGGUGAUUAGUCGUUCUACGGUUCUCAUUUAUUCAUUUUCUCUUUGAAGUGAAUUUACUGACUGCGGCAUCAUUGAAUUCGUCAAAAGAAAGAAACUCGACAGUGAGUUCAGUGAGUGUUAAAUUUCUGCAAAAUGGAGAUUGAUGAUAGGGAGUACGUUGAUGAACUUAUACGCGGAAUGGAAAGCAAGGUUGGUGCGACCAUCCCCGAGUGUCUCUCGCAGCCAAUCUUAGCAGGAUGGUCGUCAUCAUACACGGGUGAGAACGGGUCCAGUACGCCGAUGAAACCCGGUGAGCGACAGUCAGGGGGCGAGCCUGAUUCGGGUGAUGAAGGUCCGAGUAAGAGAGAACUAGAUGCGGCUGGUUUGAUCUCCGCUUUCCAGAAUGUAUCACCGAUCAAGCGGUUCACUGCCAAACGUCAACAAAUGGAGGAUAACUGCCGCAAACUCAGAAGUGACAUGAAUGCAUUGCGAGCCAUGGAUGUUAGCUUGAUGAAACAUUUUCUGGCCAUCUACGAUGCCGUGGAGGAGCUUCGCUGGAUGAUGGAAUCCUACGACAUGAGUGACUCUUGCGAAUCCCUGGCCCUCAGCUCAUCCGUCUACGAAUCCAUGGAACAGAUCCACGAGAAAUGGAUGACAGAGCGCCGCCAGUGGCAGAGUACGUCCAGUCGAGACUUGUCCACGAGCUGGAGGGAAGAUUCAAGAUUCAACCUCCAUCACGUGGGGAGGUUGAACAGCACCGGGAGUCGCAGACAAGAUGGCAGACACCAGAAAUAUCAUGGUCUGAGUUUACAGAACAUCAGCUGGCGAUCGCCUCAGCAAGACAUGAAUCAAAGCUUUCCACAAUUCAGUUCUGGGACUAGUAACUUCGAGAUGCAGCGUCGUUCCAGCGUGGACCAUAUUCCCACUUUAACCACCGCUCAAGAAUCUCCCGAGACCUCGCCCAUGGAGACGAGAAAACGAAGGAGCUCAUCAGGAGGAUUGGAGCUAGAGGUGGGCGUGGUCGAAGUGAACGCGGAGGAGGGAGACCAGGAGAAAGCGGCAGCCGCUGAUUCCAAGACCGCUCCAGUCAAAAAGAAAUUCCUGUUUCAUUCUAGGAGUUCUCCUUCGUUUGAUACACAGUUACAAUGGGUAGAGGUCACGGAUACUGCUAUUAUAUGACUCAAGUAAUGUCGAACAAUCUGCCCAUUAGGCCUGGAUUAAGAUUUUGGGUGAACAAAAAAGAGCUUCCUAAAUUAAAAUGGACAAUAGAAAUGGUUUCACAAUACAAAUAGAGAAAACUACUAACUGGCCAUUAUAUAAUGUAUUGGGGGAGGGGGGUUUCAACACCAAAGCUAGUUUGAAGAAAUUGGUGUUUUGUUAUCAUACUUUUCCCGCAAACUCUGAAAUUUUGAAGAACACCCGAUAGGCCAAAUUGGCCAAAAUGAAUUGUUUAUGCCACUGACGCCUCUCAGCCACUAGCUAUAGGGGAAA
This is a messenger RNA of Patiria miniata (bat star), 1923 nucleotides long. RefSeq lists its product as uncharacterized. Gene Ontology annotation, biological process: positive regulation of canonical NF-kappaB signal transduction. Bases 586 to 1611 code for a protein of 341 amino acids. The record is from RefSeq and is a predicted model, not a curated record. The transcript is spliced from 2 exons. Lineage: Eukaryota; Metazoa; Echinodermata; Asteroidea; Valvatida; Asterinidae.